AUGGCGGCGGUGCCGGGCGGGCUCUUCGCCGUCUACAAGCCGUCGGGGGUGGCGUGGGGCCGCGUCCGUGAGGCGGUGGAGACGCGGCUGCUGCGCGAGCUGAACGCGGCGCCGGGGCGCGCCCCGCGGCAGCACGUCCGCUUCCUGCCGGCCCCGGCCGGGGGCGACGGCGGGGCCACGGGGCUGGUGGCCGCGAGGGUGCCGGUGCUGGCCGACCACCCCCUCGUCCGAGGCCCGCGGUUCAGGCGGCUGAAGAUCGGAGCGGGUCACCGGCUGGACGUGAAGGCCUCGGGAGUCUUCGUACUUGGCAUAGGCCACGGGAACAAGCUGCUCACUGAUCUGUACAACUGCCACCUGACCAAGGUUUACACUGUCGGUGGGCUGUUUGGUAAAGCCACUGAUGACUUCUCAGACACAGGGAAGCUAGUAGAGAAGACAACGUUUGAUCAUAUCACAAGGGAGAAGCUGGAACGGAUUCUCGCUGUCAUUCAAGGAACAAAUCAUAAGGCCCUGCUGAUGCAUUCUAACAUUGAUAUGAAAACACAAGAGGCAUAUGAGCUGGCUGUCAAAGGGUUGAUUCGCCCCAUGGGAAAAAGCCCUCCGAUAAUCACAGCAAUCCGAUGCCUCCAGUUUGCACUUCCAGAAUUCCAGCUAGAAAUCCAUUGCUUGCAUGAGACUCAGCAGUACCUCCGAAAAAUAGUUCAUGAGAUUGGUCUGGAGCUGAAAUCAUCUGCCGUGUGCACACAAGUGCGAAGAAUACGCGAUGGUGUUUUUACACUGGAUGAUGCUCUCCUGAGAACCCAGUGGAACCUGCAGAGUAUACAGAAUGCAAUUUGGGACUGUCAGCUUAAAGUGAAAACAGAGUUAGAGAAAACACUAGGCCAUCAGGAUAAAAGUCUUUUUCAUAAGAUGGAUGCAGAGAUGGCCCACGCUGCAGACAGCUGAGUGUGUGCUACAGAGGGAACAUCCACAAGCAAUCUCUGUAGCGCAAUAACGCAGCUACAUGCUGACAGCAUGAUGGACAGCAGAAGGAAAGAGGUUAAUUGCGGUUCACUUCCACCCUUUUCUUGAGAUUACUUUAAUCAGAGAGGCAUUUUUUUCAGUGACAGGCUGUCCAUUUUUUUUUUUUUCUUACAGUAUCGCAAACAGUUCAUUAACAGGAGUUAGCUGUGCCAAAAUUCCUGUUGACUUCGGGAACAUUAGGUUGCUAAGGGAUAUAAAAACCCAUCCCCAAAUUGUUUAGCAGCAGGAAAUACAGCGUCUUACAGAGCUGUAUUCCCUUGACUGCACAGAUUUGUUUGUUCCUUGCAACUAGCAGCAUAACUUAUCUACUAUACUAUAUGAAUUUUAUUUUCCCUCUGUUGUCCUAGAGUAUUUUCUUUCCAUUAGCCCUGCUUUCAGACACAUGAGAGCUCAAAAUCAGACUAAAAGAGGAAUGUGCAGGAGAAAUCACAGCUUACACAAAGCAAUGCAAGGAAAUGGUUAUAUCCAGAGCAGGCGUGUGUGAUGAGGGAAGUGGCUUGUAAUAGGGACUGAUGUACAACAUCAUACACAAGAAAUAAAACUGAAAGCGAUCUGAAGGGGAAGAGGCUGGUUCUUGCUCAGUACUCAUCUGUGAGUACAUUGACUCAUU
Gavia stellata (red-throated loon) is the source of this 1633-nucleotide messenger RNA. It is a transcript of the gene TRUB2, whose product is annotated as TruB pseudouridine synthase family member 2. Gene Ontology annotation, biological process: RNA processing; pseudouridine synthesis. The record is from RefSeq and is a predicted model, not a curated record. Gene Ontology annotation, molecular function: RNA binding; pseudouridine synthase activity. The transcript has 8 exons. The coding region runs from base 1 to 945 and encodes 314 amino acids. Lineage: Eukaryota; Metazoa; Chordata; Aves; Gaviiformes; Gaviidae.